Saccostrea cuccullata (small rock oyster) is the source of this 3481-nucleotide messenger RNA. RefSeq lists its product as uncharacterized. The record is from RefSeq and is a predicted model, not a curated record. NCBI's taxonomy places the organism in Eukaryota, Metazoa, Mollusca, Bivalvia, Ostreida, Ostreidae. Gene Ontology annotation, molecular function: protein binding. Bases 1333 to 2637 code for a protein of 434 amino acids. The transcript is spliced from 3 exons.
UCUGUAGGAUGUUGUAUUAAUUAACCUCUUGCUAACACCCAUAAAUAACCUACCAAUAACCGUAUAGAAGCAAUAAACAGCCAGACAGAACAUUGUGUUGUUCUCACCUGAUAGUGUGCUCAAAACAAUGUAGAUACAUACGAUAGAGAAUAAAAAUAUAAUGGAGUGAUUCGACAGGUCUGAUUCUUCAUUGAAACAUGGUGAUCAAUAGACAGGAAACAAUUAACGUAUACCAGUGCACACUGGAAUAUAACUAGACUUGGCAGUAUUCAAAAAACAGAUAUUUUACAUCAGCUGUGAGAGGGGAGACUUGUGUGGGGACCUUUUUGUUCGGAUACCAACAUGUCACCUGGCGUCGGUGUGUGGAAAUUUUUGCGGAAUCUGUGAUCCAUGGUUUCCUCUCCGUUAAUGUUUCAAACAUGAAAAGAACAAAUUGAUGAAUGCAUACCUGGGAAAUGUCUUUGAAGUGGAGUGAGUUUUUCGAUAUCUGAUCAGACUUUAAUGGAUUAUUGUAAUAACUACAGAAGUGCAAACAAGCUGCCUGUGUUAGCAAGGACAAGCCAAAAAAAAAAUGACGGAGUUUUGAAAAAUUGCUCAUUUUUGUAGAAAUUCUGAUAAGGAGCUAUCAACAAAUGUUUUUCUUAGUUACAAAGGAAAAAUCGCAGUCAUGGGAGAUGGUAAUAAAAGCACUAGGAGAAAAUGUGUAUGUAGGUGAUUAUAUUAAGUUAAUAAGGAAUCUUUAGCCACUAAUGAAAGAAAAUUUGUGGUAAGCAAUCUCCAUAGGCAGCUGGGAUUUAGUUUUACUACAAAAUAUCAGCUCUGGAAAAAUCUAGGAACAAAUCCUUUUUUUUAUUUCUCUCCUAUCGUUGAGGAGGGAGUAGGACAUAAUGCAGUAACGUAUUGAUAAAUGUGAUAGAGUGAGAAACUCAUUUCUGAAGGAAGAAUUUUCCAUCAGCAAGAAUUACUCUGAAAGGACUCGUAAAAUUUAUAACAGCAAAAAAUUAACAAAAACGAAGGAGACAUUUUUUGACGUCAUCAAAGUGUUUCAGAAAUUUAUAUGACCACAAAGAAAAAGAUUAAUAAAAACGGAGGACGUUUUCUAAUGAAAGAGUGUCUCAGGAUUCUGUAGUGUUGAAGACGUCAUGGGAAUUACCAAGUUCCAGUUGUCAAUGAAUAUGUGAUUUGUGUCAUCACUUCACCUCAACAUGUUCAUUCAAUCACUCUCAGUGGGAUUAUUUUUCAUUUCUGGAUUUUCUUGAGGUUUACAUCACAAUCCUUUUUUUACAAUCAGAGCUUGCGAUUGGACCACAGAGCUCUGGGUUUGUCAGUGUAAUGCCCACCCUCGAGGGGAAGAUGCCGUUAUCCACGACUUCCGCAGAGACGGCCUUCCACAACCUCCACGUGGAUUCCUCCACCACAUCUUCCAUCCACCUGUCCUGGGGGAUACUACACGAAAACAUCCUCCGAUCCACGAUACUGGCCUUCCAGGUGCAUUACCAAAAGGAGGCUAGCAAAUAUGUGCAAUAUGGCCCCCGACUACCUGCCUCUACUAACGAGUAUGAUAUUCAGAAUCUUGUGGCUGAUACAUUUUAUAAGAUUUGUUUGGUGAUAUAUCAAAAUAACACAGUGCCAGAAAGGGAGUGUAUCGAUGCCUCCACAUCUAACUGGAGAAUUCCUGUCUCGAUAUCGGUAGGCAGCAGUAUAGGUGCCGUUUUGGCUCUAUUUCUCAUUAUGCUCAUUGUGGUGGCAGUGGCACGUUGUCCGUUUGGCAUCCGUUGGCAUCACAACCAGAGAAUGACAGGAAGGAAAUAUGACAGCAUGUCAUCUCAUUUCCACUAUGAUUUCAGUGAUACAUUGACACAUGAACGAGAAGAGGAUUACAUAUCGGAUCACAGUGAUAAUGGAUUAUAUAAAGAGGGGUGCAAUCACAGUUCCUGCUACCACCACCCCGAGUUCCACCGCCCGGGUGCCACUCAGCUCUGUAAUGGACACCACCAUCAUCAGGUCACGUUCAGUCAGCACCCCCCUACGAUUUGUACGGGGGCGCGGCCUAAAGUGGCCAGGAAUUGUCAAAAACCGUCUUACAUUGGGAAAAAACAUUUAAUGUCGCAGUGCUCAACCGAUUCGGAACCUGAUCACGUGACUAUGGAUAAAGACAAACAAAGGAUACACCCCAACAAGCAGUGUGAUCAAAAUCAUGUGUGUUAUGGUGAUGAUAAUUAUAAUCUACAGAUGACAGACGCAACGGAUGUGGACUUGAAUCAUCCACAUGUGUGUUGUGCUAGGAAUCAAAACAACGAUUAUCUAAAUGGACAUGGCCCUCACUCCUGUGAAGCGGGAGGAUCCAUUCUUCUCCACAAAGCCCCGAGUCUGAAUCAAAUAGAUGUUUCAUCCAGUGAUUCUGGUUAUAAGGAUGCAUUACUUCAAGGUCCCUCCGAGUCAUUUGAGGACGAUAAUGCAUUUUUUUCCGCCACAGAGAAUUUUUCCUCGGAUCUCAAUACGAAUGACAGUAGUAUGCAAAAGAGAGUGACUUCGGAUGAAUAUGAAAUGAGUGACCUGUCGGAUAAAGCUAAAUCCGUUCAGAUCCCCCUCGCAGCGGGAUCCGAUCAAUCCGAGCUCGUAUCUGAAGAAGCAUAAUAGGGAGCAUUAUAAUGCAGACAUCAAAUUUUAUAUCGGAUUUAUUUUACAACAUUUAAAUUCCACCAACAUCAGCUACCAUGCUGAUUUCAACUCUGCUCAAAACUUUUUGUACGUACUUCAUUUUUUCCAUUAUCCAGCUUCGUGCUGGGCUAUAAUUGGCUAAAGUAGUAUAUCAUUUUUAAAUUAGUUCAGGGGGAAAAAACAUGAAGAUGUGUCUUGAACAAACUCUUAAAAAUCUUUUAAAUUAAUCUAAAAGAGAGGAAAAAAUUUCAAGCAUCGCCAGACUGUAUGAUGUCUUAUAAAUGGAAAUCUAUAUCAGAUGAAAAAGAAAAAAAAAUGCUCAUGAUUUACUCAAAGUUAAUUUAGAAAUCAGAUCACUUCUAAAAGGAAAGAAAAAAAGAAUGUCAGAGCAGGAAAAGUUCCUAAUCAAUGUUGUUCACUUAUUUUCUUAAUAUCACAAUUCUCUAACCUUUGUGCUUAUAUAUCCUUUUUACCCCCUUUGAAAGAUGAGUUUUUCAAGAAAUGUCAGUUUGCAUAUAAAACCAGCAUUUCCAUCAAUGGAAUAAAUUCCAUCCAUUAUGCAAAUAAGCCUGACUUAACAUUGUCCCUCAAUGCACUCAUAUCGCUUACAAAUUAAAUUUCCGGUUAAUUGCACUCUCACCUCUUUUUUCAGCAUUAAUAUGAGACCAUCAUGAUUGAUUAUAAGACCUUAAUGGCUAAAAUCCCAUAAUAACUUGAUGGUGAAAUUAUAAUCAAAUUCAUUGAUCUAUGUAGUGACUUGCACAUCUCUUAGUUUUUCAUUAAUUAUGAUAUUUAUAUUUUUAUUCUCUUCCUUGAUCAA